AUGGCAAAGGCUCUCGGUGAUUGGCCCAUCGAGCGCAGAGCCCGGCGACAUCUUGGGACGCCAAGAAGUCGGAGUUUGCCGGUGAGAGGCCGAUUCCUUCCACAAAGUUUCCACUCCCUCGUGGCUUCCCCUCACCAGAAUUUCCCAUUUUUUCUGCGUCUCUUUUCCCCUGGUCGCAUGUCCCAUGGUGAUGAUCGUCGGAGUGCUUCAAUCCUCCAAGAUCCGACCAGGACUAAAUCGUUCGUGCCGUCGGUAGGACCACCACAUGCGGAACACGGCGCAAAGGGGGCGCGCAUGGUCGGCACAUUGUGUGCAAUUUCCCCCGCUCAUGCGACAGACGAUCAACAGCAGACGGUUGCAACGUCGGGCUUCCCCGCGCCGUGGUUGACUCGAUGGCUAACUCUGUAUGGAGCGCAUGAUGUAGCGUGUCUUGGCCACAGCGGUGCUUAUCUCCCUCAAUUCCUGUCGGAUGUCCGGUGGGAAAACGUGGCAAGUGAGGCAAUUGUGCCAUUCGAUCAGGAUGGGGGAAAGGAUGGAAUCAUGACUCAAGGUGACAAAGGAAAGGCCUCUGAUCCGACAGCUGAUGCUCACGGCGCGACAGUACUAGUAGAGACUCGAGAGACAUUCCUAAUUGGGGGUGGAGUUCAUAGCCGACCGGCUCAAGCCGCCCAGAACAGGUCAAAGGCGGAGUUGCCUGGACUGAUCAUCCGGGCUAUCGUAUGGAGUAGUGGCAUCAGGCAAUCUCUGGGGCAGCAGAGCGCGGAAGGAGCGCGCCCCGUUCAGGUUAAGUAUCCUGACCCCCUCCGAAGAGCACCUGCAGCGGACUCUACAGUCCGGCUCAAAGACAAUCAAUCAUUCUCCGCAGGCGACUGGUUCGCUUCCACGGGCUUGGCUCGAGAAGGAAUGGCAGGAGAAAUACGCGACUAUGGUGAUCUUCACGGUGCCUUUGACUCACAUCCAGCACCCCCCGAUGCCGCAAGAGCUCGGCCGGGAGCCAAGCCAUCUGGAUUCGAGGCUCUAUCAAUCAGCAUGUUCGAGAUGGUGUGUACGGCAGCUUAUUGGGCAUCAAACAACGCUUUAUUGCUCUUAAGUGUUGACCUUGGAACUGCAACAGCUGACCAGGGCGCCACAGCGCAGGAUGGAUGGAAUAUCCCUAGUAGCAAACAAAGUAAAGGCCACCAUGGCUUAAUAGCCGGAGAAAAGCAGUAUGUCCCCGGCUCGGACUCGAACCGAAGCCAUGACCCAAGCAAGGAUAAUGAAUGGAAUGAGAAUAAUGGGUAUAAGUGA
This is a messenger RNA of Aspergillus niger, 1287 nucleotides long. RefSeq lists its product as uncharacterized. The coding region runs from base 1 to 1287 and encodes 428 amino acids. NCBI's taxonomy places the organism in Eukaryota, Fungi, Ascomycota, Eurotiomycetes, Eurotiales, Aspergillaceae. The transcript has 10 exons. The record is from RefSeq and is a predicted model, not a curated record.